Drosophila suzukii is the source of this 2079-nucleotide messenger RNA. NCBI's taxonomy places the organism in Eukaryota, Metazoa, Arthropoda, Insecta, Diptera, Drosophilidae. The record is from RefSeq and is a predicted model, not a curated record.
UCCUAAGACAUGUAGUUGAUCAACAUUCUUGUAAACAUUACCAAUUCGCAAAAUUUAUCUAUCAUUUUGUAGAAUGUGGAGACCUUAACCGUCUGUAUAAAGUUAAGGGCUUCCCGAUCAGUAAACGACUUUAAAUAAACCAGCAUACUUUGUUACGUACGCGAUUGCUUUCACUCUAGAUUCGCUAGGCAACGUACAUUUCGGCGACCUUGACAGGGCACAGGGUCUGUAUAAACGUACAAGUUCAAUUCAUUGUGUGAUAUCUUGGACACUAUUUCUGCACUGCGCGAGUAAUUGCUAUCACUCUACUUAGAAACUGGUUUACUUAAUGAAAUUAUAGUUCACAAUGUUCUCUUAAAGGUGAAUUCAUAUGCUCGGCAAGCCUACAAUUGAUAUCUAGACUAUGUUGCCUUAACAACUUUUACAAGACGUUUAGCCGAUACUGCGAAUUCCUGGACGUCAUCGCGCCGUGCACCAUUUCGGAGCGGCUGUCAGAAAGGCAUCAGGAAAAAUCGCCAUGGCAACUUACGUAAGGCAUUUGUCGCGGCCCAGAACAGCGGUCUCAAGUGCAAAUCAACGGAUCACACCAUCGGGAAAAUGCCCCUCAUUUGCAGAGUUCAGCGUCAAUAAGCGGUUCAACUUUUGUGCCUAAAUUGCCUUAGCAAGGUGCACAUGGCGGGCAAGUACAGCUUCAAAUUUAAAUGCCACGUAUGCCGGGAAUGCAGCUCUCAGUCACCACAAUAAAGUCAAGAGUAGGACACGGAGAGUGGUUGCUCAAAUUUGUCAUAACGAAGUUCAUCACUCAAAGCCAGUCGAAGAGCAUUGUUAAAACCAACUGAUGGAAGCUUCAGGUCGGAAUCCAACCCUUAAUUCUACAAACCAAGCAAGAUCGACAUUUUAAUCAGUACCCAGGAAUUGUUUAAGCUCUUCGGAGAAGGUAAAAUAUCUGUCGGUCCAAAUCUACCCUAUUUGCAAAAUUCUUCACUUGGAUGGCUGAUUAGCGGCAGAAUCGACGAGGCCAGAAGUAUAAAGGCUCAUGCAUUUAUAUGCAAGGGGGAAAGUAUUUGAGAUCUCAACGUCAACUUGAAGAAGAUCUGAGCACAGAUCAGCCGGCUCUCACAGAGGAAGAAGAAGCCUGCGAAAAACACUUCACACCUCAGGUAACAGUCCUUGGUUCCGGAUGCGUUCAGAUUACAGAUCAUGUUAAUAUCUCCCAGCCACACUACUUUUUUCUCAACAACGAAGUUACGUGUAGUAGCUAUUCGACGCGUCAGCUGGAACAUCGAGAGACCUGUCCCUCGAGUAAUUUCAGUCCUAGCCCGUCUUUGCGACUUACUCGGCUUGCUCAGCCCAGUGGUUUUUCGCUGCAAAAUCUUCCCUCAACAACUCUGGCUGCAAGGACUUGGAUGGGACGACACAGUAACAUCUAACCUAAUCAUGGAAUUGCAUCGAAUCGAAUUAGAUCUCCAGAGAACUAAUAAAAUCGAAAUUCCACGAUUUUCGCAAGCAGAGAGAUACCCUGGUUAUCUCCUCACCGGUUCGUCCCUUUAGACAUUCCCUAAACCAACUAUGCAUGGCAGCAAGCUAUAGUAUCGUACACUAUUUCAACGCAUCGUGUACACAAAAAGACGCCAAUAAGACCUGUGACGGCGGGAUUACAUGCACACGCUUUAGAUGCGAUCGAUAUUCAAACGCCUAAAGGAGGUUUGCGACGCCCAAUCUGCAAAAUAGCAUCUUUGCCAAUCCAACAUGGUGCUCGAAAGCUACACCUUUCAACAGGCGGAGAAGGCUUGGACCUACUAUUAUAUUCGUAUUUAAUCAUUUUUAGUAUAGCGGGGUAUUUAUGUAUUAAAACCUGUUCCUAGGCUAUGUACUUUAUCAACGAUUUGAUAAACGACUUAUUAAACUAUAUUUAACAAAUUCCUCAUUCCCACGCCAGAGGUAGAGGUUUUUGAGCGUUUUUUGUGGUUUCCUCAAGAUUCUAUUGCAUAAUGCAAAUACUUUAUUGAUCUCUUAUUAUCUAAUUUCAAAAUUUAACAAUUUGUGAAAAACUUUACUAUAAGCGAUUUGGAUUUUUCC